CAGUUCUUCAUCACUUGCCUUUAUAAAUAGACGACACAGCUAGAAUCUCUGUUGGAGACGAAACUUUAAUAAACGUGGUACAGUACUGUAUACUGCUGCUCAUUGUCAAGCAAUGACUGAAAGAUUCGGAGUGGAUAAUGUUGGUCUGACGGACGAACCACUGUUCGUCAGACGUAACCAAAUAUUUUAUUCUAGCUACGAUAUUCCUAGCUAUAUCGGGGCAGCUACAUAUGGUAGCAGAGAAUGGAACAGGAAGAGAACACAACCGUCCAAUUCGCCUCGGCCGACGGAGAUAAAGUCGAGCGGAUUUAAAGGCCAUAAUGAGGAGGCGAAAGGAGGCUGCUGUGGAAAUAGUUUUGAUGUAUUUAGUGAAGAAACAUCAUUUCACGGACUUAAGCACAUAAAAGGGGGAAACAACUGGAGUAGAAGAAUAUCUUGGAUUAUCAUUCUCGUCUUGGCGCUUACUGGUCUUACCUACCAGAUAAAUCGUUCCGUGUCAAGGUACUUCGAGUAUCCUACAAACACCAACUUGAAUUACGUCACCAAGUCAGCAAUAACAUUUCCCAAAGUUACAGUGUGCAACAUCAAUAUGUUCAAGUUUGAUCAGGUGACGCCAUUGUUGGGUGGAACUCUUCUAUUCUAUUACCACGGUCUGCAAUACCUUCGAAGCCUGACCCCUGAUAUCGGUAUAACUUCAAAUGGUAACGGGUACGGUAAGCUGGAAGACGAAACGUAUCCAGGUAGAAAAGAUCUGAAAGAAUUCAUUCGGUACAAUAGUCACCAAAUAAAAGACAUGCUUGAAGUGUGCGUUUUCAAUGGAGUCAUUUGCGGACCAGAAAAUUUCACCCUUACCUACACCAACUAUGGGGUGUGUUACGCAUUCACACCAACAACAAACACAUUAUUGAAUAACGCAGGUCAAAGGUAUGGACUUAGCAUGAUUCUGAACGUUGAGCAUUUGCAGUAUAUAACAGCUCCGCGGGAAAACGUUGGAUUUCGUAUUGCUAUUGACGGACAUAAUGAUGACCCUGAUUUACAAGCAUCGGGUGUGGAUGUAGGAACUGGAAUGAGGGCUUCAAUAGGACUACGGAAACAAACGAUUACAUCACUACCACAUCCUCACGGAAAUUGCAUUGUUGAUGGUGACAAGAAACUGAAAUACCAGGUGAACAAAAAGUACACACAAUCCCGCUGUCUACUUGAGUGCGAAACAGAUUACUUCAUGAAAGUCUGUGGAUGCCGGACUUAUUACACGCCUGGAAGUGAGACACAGCCGUUCUGUUCUCCAUCAAACUUAACUGGAUGCUAUAUUCCUAAAUAUGAACAGUUCGCUGAACAUCGCGAAGAUUACUGUGAGUGUGAAGAGGCUUGUAGUGCUGAAAGUUUUUUGAAAACAAACUCUUUCAGUGGUUUUCCAUCACGUGCUGUUCCUCAAACAUUUAUUAUAACCGAACAGUGGCAGUAUUAUGCGCUUGCUUUUGGAUUCAAUGUCAGGCAAGUGUUAGAAUCUCAAAAGGACGGGCUUUCAGAACAAGUGCUAGAAGAAACAGAGCAGUUCGUGACAGACGCAUUCAUCGAAGUCGGUCUACCGAACUAUGCAAAGAAUCUGCCAACAGAAUAUAACGAACAACUAGCUGAGCAAUUUAGAAUUUUCACCUACGAUGCGAUAUUUUACUUGAUCAAUAAAAUCAGUGAUUAUAUUUUUUAUGAUCUUAUAUUAAAAUACCCAGUUACAGAAGUUGGCUCUGAAUUCUAUCACACAAUAAUCGAUGGGGCCACGGAUGAACUUUCUUUCCAGAUCGGCAUUAUAACUGACACGUUGACUGAAGCUGUUCAGCUCACGUACCCUUCACAUAAUUUCACCAGAGAAAAUGCGGAAAAUUACAAUGAAGUACUGAUGAAGAAUAUACUGAAGUCUGUGUAUCCUAGGAUCAGAAAUGCCAGUUUAGAAGUAGGAGCAACGAUUUAUACUACUAGCGAUCUGGCAUCAUUAACAUAUGGAUACAUGGUGUAA
This is a messenger RNA of Anneissia japonica, 2014 nucleotides long. RefSeq names its product acid-sensing ion channel 2-like. Bases 113 to 2014 code for a protein of 633 amino acids. NCBI's taxonomy places the organism in Eukaryota, Metazoa, Echinodermata, Crinoidea, Comatulida, Comatulidae. Gene Ontology annotation, molecular function: sodium channel activity. Gene Ontology annotation, cellular component: membrane. The record is from RefSeq and is a predicted model, not a curated record. Gene Ontology annotation, biological process: sodium ion transport. The transcript is spliced from 9 exons.